Molecule: messenger RNA, 1404 nt
Organism: Aspergillus steynii IBT 23096
Lineage: Eukaryota; Fungi; Ascomycota; Eurotiomycetes; Eurotiales; Aspergillaceae
Exons: 4
Coding region: 1-1404 (467 amino acids)
Source: RefSeq, a predicted model, not a curated record
AUGCUCUACCCUGUCGACUUCACGGCGUUCGCGCUGUUUGCUGCAGUGCAAGCCAUCCCAUCCCACCAACCCCAUCUUUACAAGCGUUGCGGCCCAGUCCAAGAAUUCUACAACCAGAACCAAGGCGACUGGGACACCUAUAACACUACCGACUGGCUGAACAGCUGGUGGGACGGCCACACCGACCAAGUAUCCAGCAACACGGCCGGGUUCGCCGGAGCAUUCGGACAAUGGGCCAUGGGAAACCCGGACUGGUCCUGCAGUGACAGUGGUUCCAAUACCGACUGCGACCUCAACCUAUGCGACAACCGCGUUCUGAAUGAUAAGGGUGAUGACAUUCGCCCGGCGUAUUAUGUUCUCGAGUCCGUCAAUCGGCUACAUACUUAUUUCACUGGUCUUGGGGAAGCGUUCACGACCACGGCGCUGGGGGCCGCGCUGUCGAAGGAUGAGUGGGCAUUGACCUUCUAUAAGGACAAGGAUGCGAAGAGCGUGACGGCGCUUAAGGAAGCUCUGAAUGCAGUGACGACUAUUGUUGAUAUUGGGGCGACGUUUGCGGGCCUGGGUCCUGCGGUCGGUGGUGCGGUUGCUGGUGCAGGGUCUGCGCUGCUCAGUGGCGGUAUUGCGGCGGGUAAUCUGGUGCUUGGGGAUCAUAAGGACGACACCUUCGAGAAAUCAGCCGAUCUCGGCAGUAUCCUGGGCACCGUUGUCGUCGACUCCCUCAAAUCCUUCACCACAGCCAACAACGACCUCAUGGCCGGAAAAGAGCACAACGAAGCCGAUAUCCGAUCCUACCUUUCCGGGGGGGUUUUCUUGGAUUACUCAGGGGUGGACAAGAAUGUCGUGACCGACUCCAUGACAGCCAUGAUGAUCUUCAUCAUGGGAGACGGAGCCUGCGGUGAUGAUCAAGGUAUUGGAUCAGGACCUCAAGAGGCCGUUGUCUGUCGUGAUGACAGGGCCUGGUAUCUAUACUACUGGCAGGAGAACGACGUGGUUUCGACUACCGCGCAUCAAUGGGGGUGGGGUCCGUAUAGCGGUAUCAGCAUUGAGGAUAUCAUCAAUUCAUCGCUCGAUGCGUACAAUGCCGCCGGGUACGACUAUAAUGCCGAUAAGGCAACGGAACGAGCAUCGGAUGCGGUUUCGAACGCGUGGGCCAGUCUUGGGAAGAAGGGCGCUUCGUGUGAGGGUGUGUUUACUAUUCCUGUGUGCGAUGUUGGAGGCGCAGUGAACUCGGACUUUGAGUCGAAGGAGUAUAUCCUGCAACCUUAUGGGCAUGAUAUGCGUCCCGUAUGGUGUGGUGCUAUCUGUGGAGGGGAUCAACAGACAACACAGAUUUUCAUUAACGCCGCUAAUAUGGGCGGUUUCAAAAGCCCAAAACAUCUCUGCUCCGAAGACCCGGGUUAUUGA